AACCCCCCAACCUGCAUCCCGCUGGAGCCCCAUCUCCUGCCAGUUAAACACCCAUGGAGAUCUUAUACUUCAACACUUCCAUCCUCUACAUCCAUAAACCAGCAAACAGUAGCAUUAGGGGUGGUGACAUUACUGUGUAUGACACGUGUAAGCACAUGCCUGAGGUCCUGAUCUUUUAUCUGGCCUUGCAGUUCAUCAAUAUGUUCUUGGGGAUCCCUGCUAACUUGAUAGUGUUGUGGCUCCUGCACAAGAACAAGGGGGACUCCUCCAGCUCCGACAUCUUCAUCCUCCACCUGGCCAUCCUGGAUACCUUCUUCUGCCUCAUCCCACCCCUGGAGCUGGCCAACAUAGUCUUCCUCACCACCAGCAGCACCUGGUAUGUAUUGCGCUUCUUCUACGGGGUGAAAGACUCUUCGCCGCUCUUCCUCUCCUGCAUCUGCAUGGACCGCUACAUGGCCGUCCUGCACCCAAUCACCUUCACCGAGCUGAAGGACCGAAACCACCGUGCGGUCUGCGCUGCUGUGGUGUGGCUGAUCACCCUGGUCUAUGCCGCGGCCAAAUGCGUGGGCAACAUCCCCAACUUUGAGAAGGCCUUCACCGUCAUGAUCCUGGCAGCUUUUGCCUUCAUGCUCUUCUGUAAUGUGGCCAUCCUGCAUGCACUCCGCAAGUCGGGCCCCGGUCGUGAUGAGAUGCACCCCGUCAAGAAGAGGGCCUUCAAGAUGGUGCUCAUCAUCCUGGCCAUCAUCGUCUUCAACUAUUUCCCACCUGUGGCAUUGUUCCCCUUCAAGGAGUACUUCUCCCUAGAAGUGUUCCACUGUUACAUCCACUACAUAGCAUUUGGCUUCAUGGACAUCAGCAGCAGCAUUCAGCCUCUUCUCUACCUCUCCCGGGAAAUUCCCAGGGUCCCUUGCUGUUGCCCUAAGGAACAAGACUCAGGAAACUCCACUGAUCCAAGUUGAACUUUUUGAUCAAAAAUCCAUUGUGUAGAUUUUCAAUUUAAUAUUUAUUUUUGUAGGAUUUUUAUUUCUCCAGUUAUGGAACUGAAGCAGGUUUUUGUAAUGAAACUCAUUUUAAAUAAAUGAUCGUGCAUCACGCA
Anguilla rostrata (American eel) is the source of this 1096-nucleotide messenger RNA. RefSeq names its product proteinase-activated receptor 3-like. The record is from RefSeq and is a predicted model, not a curated record. The transcript has a single exon. Gene Ontology annotation, biological process: phospholipase C-activating G protein-coupled receptor signaling pathway; positive regulation of Rho protein signal transduction. Gene Ontology annotation, molecular function: G protein-coupled receptor activity. Gene Ontology annotation, cellular component: plasma membrane. Lineage: Eukaryota; Metazoa; Chordata; Actinopteri; Anguilliformes; Anguillidae. The coding region runs from base 54 to 959 and encodes 301 amino acids.